Messenger RNA from Coregonus sp. 'balchen', 6378 nucleotides. The record is from the annotation of a GenBank genome assembly. Lineage: Eukaryota; Metazoa; Chordata; Actinopteri; Salmoniformes; Salmonidae.
AUGUGCAGGCACAACCACAGGCUCUCCCAAAACUUCAUCUCCAGCUCUCACCAGUGGACAGUGAGUAGCUCCAGCAGCUGGAGAACUGGACACACAGAUCUCAUCAAACACAAUAUCAACACAGGAGACUCCCCGCCCAUCCGUCAGCGUGCAUAUAGGACUGAGCCUAGGUGAGGAAAGAGCUGGACAGGCAAGUUGAAAAGUUGUUAGUUCACAACCUUAUUGAGGAGAGCAGAUUUUGCUUUGAUUUCUGGAAGUUGAAUGCAGUGACAGUGCGAGAUGCAUAUCCCCUGCCACGGACAUCAGAUGCUUUGGACAGCUUAUCAGGUGCAUGCUGGAUCAGUACAAUGGACUUAACUAGUGGUUCCUGGCAGGUUGAACUAGCUGAGGAAGACAGAGAGAAAAGUGCCUUCAUGACUGGCAAAGUGGUGCCGAUGGGCCUCACAAAUGCUCCUCCCACUUUUCAGAGAUUAGUGGAGCUUGUACUCCGUAGCCUACAUUGGAAAGUGUGCCUCAUCUACCUUGAUGAUGAUGUUGGUUUUCAACACGACCUUCAUGGAACACCUACAGACUCUCAAAGAAUUGUUCAUGCAGUCCCAAAAGGCUGUCUUGAAGCUCAAUCCAAGCGUCAUCUUGCUUGCACCCAAGCCACGUUCCUUGGACAUGUCAUAUCCAAGGAUGGCCUGUAGCCCAACUCGAAGAACCUGGACAAGGUCAGGGACUGGCCCACACUCAGAACGACUACUGAAGUGCGAGCCUUUACAGGCUUGUGCUCCUACUACAGAAGGUGUGUUAAGAAAUGUUGAUUCUGUUGUGGCUCCAUAUGAAUGCUCUGACAAAGAAAGGAAUUAGAUUCCACUGGAGCUCCGAGUGUGAGGAAGCAGUUCACACACAAAAAAACGCUCUCACUAACCCUCCCAUUGUGGCACACCCAGUGUUCACAGAGCCGUUCCUACUUUACACUGACGCAUCAAAGGCUGCCGUAGGGCAGUGCUUGCACAUCGCCAAGACAACUGGGAGUGUAUCAUAGCAUAAACCAGUCAUACCCUCUCAUCAUCAGAAAGAAAGUGGGCCACCUAUGACCAUGAAUUAUGGGCUGUUGUAUGGGCUGUCAGAAAUGUUAAGCAUUUCCUGUCCAGCAGUUCAUUCACAGUUAUAACAGACCACAAGCCUUUUGUCUGCCUCAAGAAAUGUCCAGGGGAUAGUAACCCCACAGGAAGGAGAGGAAGUUGGAUCUUGGAAUUGGAUGUGUAUGACUAUGUUAUGGUACACAGGGAAGGAAAACAACAUGCAAACGCAGACGCCAUGUCACGGAGACCUGAACACACAGAAAUCAGCAAAGAGGUACAGUGUUUAAUCACCCACCUUAGCCCUGUGUCUGCGCCUCCUUCUCUACCUCCUCGUCCUCCCCUAUUCCUACGUUUGAGGCCCUACACAACGCUGCACACCUUGCUCCUAUUUCAGACACUUCUGAGACACUAGCCAUCAGUGGCGUGUAUUCAUGGAUGCCAAGGGAAGCCAGGCUUCCCCAAUUGACCAAUAUUUUUUUAUAUAAAUUUUUUAUGUAUCUUUCGUCUCUCUGUGUUUCAUAAUUUUCCUUCAAUUUGCAAGAGGCUGAAUGUAUCUCACAGGCGAAAGCAUCUGAGCAAGCGAAACAGUGCCCCUCUGUCUCUCUACGUGUAGGCCAUCUAUCUGAUGCUGUCUGGUCCAAACGAGAAUGCAAUGGCAAGCAUUUCAGCCAGGUAGCCGAGGACAACAAAAAAUAAAAGCGUGUACUGUAUGACAGAGUGAUAGACCGUUUCGUCAACAUGAAAGAGAGUAGGAUGGUAUUAGCAUUUCUCUACAAGUAGGGUGAGUCAACAACUUCUUCUACUUGCACAAACACGCACGCACACACACGCACACAGAAAUCAGAACCAUGGACAGCCACCUUAUAUGUAGCUUACGUUGAUUGGACUAAAUAGUUUUUGAUAUAUUUUAGUUGUCACUGUAUUAGACUAAGCAAAUGGUGCUGUAAUAAUAAUAAUAAUAAUAAUAAUAAUAAUAAUAAUAAUAAUAAUAUGCCAUUUAGCAGACGCUUUUAUCCAAAGCGACUUACAGUCAUGCGUGCAUACAUUUUUACAUAAUAGUGGAGGGAGCUCCUGUUUUCUUUGUGACUUGCGGUAACUCUCUGUGGCUCUAAAUCUAAAUAGUUGUUUAGUGUUCCGAAUAUGUCGGAAACAUUAACUUGCUUGACCAUGCUGUAGGUCAUGUCUGUACAUGCAAUAUGCUUUGUGGACUUCACUGGACAGAGGUUGCUAUCCGGUUUUGUGAUAAAACAAGGUUGUGGUUGAAUUUAUUCUGCCACUGUGUCUUCUUAUUGUCUCGGCCUUUAGGCCUAUAUAUCACGGUCGCAAGGCAUAUGAAUUAACUGAAUUUAUUGAGCAAAUAACGCAAUUAUCACAACACAGAGGUUGUAAUAUGUGUUAUGGCCAUAUUAAAACCUAUGUGUUGUGAUAAUUGCGUUGUUUGCUCUAUAACCUGUUAGUUCAUAUGCAUUGACACAGUGAUAUAUAGUCCCAAAGGCCGAGAAAAUAAGAAGACACAGUUACAGAAUAAAUUCAACCACACCUUGGUUUCAUCAUAAAACCAGAGAGCAACAUCUGUUCAUUGAAGUCCACAAAACUUGGAUGUAACAAACAGUUACAUGACCUACAGCAUGAUCAAAGUUAUCGCAAUUCUCAAAGAAAAUAGGCGCUGCCUCCACUAUUUCAGCACCAUUUUAACUUCAACAUUUCAACAUCAUCUAAUGCUUAGUAUAAUACGAUGACAACUAAAUGAUACCAAAAACGAUUUAGUCCAAUCAACCUAAGCUAAAUAUGAUGGGUCGGUCCAUGCUACUGAUUUCUGUGUGUGUGUGUGCGUGUGCGUGCAAGUAGAAUAAAACCUGUUGACUCACCCUACUUGUAGAGAAAUACCAAUGCCAUCCUCCUCUUUCAUGUUGCCUGAACAGUCUAUGACUCUGUCAUACAGUACACGCUUUUAGUUUUUGUUGUCCUAGGCUACCUGGCUAAAAUACUUGCUCGCUAGCCUAACUUCCAUUCAUCGGCAAGGAUGCGCCAGGCCAGCUAGUUAACAUUAGCCAGCCAACUACAUCUAGCUACAUGUUGAACUUCCAUCCUGUCAGCCAGGAACACAAAGUAUGGAUUUGUGGAUGGAUCAGAAACGCUGUUAUAAUCAUUGGCCAGUACAGAGAUUUAAGUUCAAGUCCCUAUUUCUUUCCAAGGCUAAUUUAGGAAAGGGACAAUUUGAGCUAGCUAGCUAGCCACCGGAGGACAACUACACAACGAGAUGCAACAAGUCAAGUUUUCUGUCUGUGACGUUUGGCUUCUAAUGUGAUUUGAUUGGUUUGAAGCCAAAUCCAAACUGGCUUCAUUUGACACUUUUUUUUGGUGUGCCAGGACCAUUCACAGUUGAGCUCACUCAGUUUAGCUCAACGCUGAUUGGCUAUUUAUCGUUUUAUUUUUAUCAAGGGAGGCCAAAUUCUCCCUGGCUUCCCUUGCAUUCAAUGCUACGGGCAGCAACAAUGUCAUACUCUUUUUGACAAGUCAGGAUAGAUGGGCUAUACAUACAGAGACAGAGGGGCACUGUUUCGUUUGCUUGGAUGCUUUCUCCGGUGAGAUACAUUCAGCCUCUUGCGAAUUGAAGGACAUUUAUGAAACACAGAGAGACGAAAGAUACAUUAUUUUGUAUGGUUUUUCUUGGUCAUGUUUGGUGGGAAGCCUGGCUUCCCUUGGCAUCCAUGAAUACAUGCCACUGCUUCCAGAGGCACUCAUCCCAAAAGCAACUGACUCUCCUUCAUGGAAAUGUGUUCAGUGGACAUUUAGGUGCUGAGCGUACUUUGCUGAGAGCUCGUAAACUGUGUUAUUGGCCCUACAUUCACAAAAAUGGUGUCAGACCUCGUAAAACAAUUAUGCAAAGUACUGUGCAUUGAAAAAACACGCACAUCGCCAUAUCAUGCUCAGUGCGUUGGCAUGGUAGAGAGGCAGAACCGGACCCUGAAGGACCAGCUUACAAAGUACAUCAGUCAGUACGGUGGGGAAUGGGACAAAUAUAUCCCUCAGGUGGAGCUGUACUUCAAUUCAAGUGUGCACUUGAGUACAGGCUUCACCCCUUACUUUCAAGCUCAUGGCAGAGAGCCUCGUCUGCCAGUGGAUGUCCUGUUUAACGGUAACUCAUCUCUCGCACAAACAGCCCCCUCAACACCCACUGCUUAUGCCCAGGAUCUGACCACAUGACUCACACACGACCCCAAGGAGGCGGACCAGCAAUCUACAAUGGCAAAACUGCAACAGAAACAUCAUCAUGAUCGAAAGGUGUUUUUUUGCCCAUACAAGGAAUGGGACCUGGAUUUCUUGGAUGACUCAGCCCAGCGCAUGAACAAACUUGCACAAAGAUGGAAGCGUCCAUACAAGGUGAUGAAGAGGUCACAUCAGGCCAGUAAGACAUAGACCCACUCCCACCUCAUUGUCCGGGACUCUGCCUUACCGCCCACCAGCCCGGGCGCCAGACUCUAUCCCAUUCCGUGUGCUAGUCCAUGCCCCGGCCAUUGCCGCUGGGGAUCAGGAAAUACCUCUAAUAACUCCACCUGCCCAGGGUUACCCUAACCCCAGACAUGAUGCUGAACCAAACGGGCCACCUCCUGUAGUACAGGCCCCUGCCACAACAAGGUGUGGCCGUACAGUCAAAAGCCUUCCAGGUUAAAGGACUUUGUUACUUAGAAUGAUUAGCCUCAGCCCUCCUACAGUUGUUUUCUGUCAGGUUGACAGGGUGUUCUCAAGUUGUCAUUGAAAUGGGGACGUUUCCUUUUGUAGGGGGACACAACUGUAGCCUUACUUUUGCUAUGAUUUGUAUUUUGGCAUAAUGUAUUGAGGCACUGUUAUUUUGUACCCUGGGGACUUUUAUUUUGAAAGCAAUAAUAUUCCCAAGGGCACCUGCUCAUGUCAGGAGAGGGUGGAAGCAAAAAAAGAGGCAGAGUGAAUCUUCAUCACUGAUUGGCUGCAUCUCCUGGUCCAGGAGACAUUAAACCACAAGUAAUAGUUUUCAGUUGUUUUUUGGUGGUGGAGAUAGUGUUAAAUACCUACAACAUGAAUUAAGGGUUACACUAGUGUGGGGUUGGGUACAGAACCCCAGAGAAGAGAGAGACGUAAUAAAGUCCCCUUACCUUUUCACUGUAUCCUUGUAGUUCUGUAGGGAAACAAAAUAACACAUUAAUAGAUGUAUUGAUCAUAGAAAAUCAAUCUAAAACAUAUGAAUAUAUUGCUACAAUAUUUAUUUCAUAAUAGAUAGGGCAGUUGAUUUAUCAGAGGUAGAUUAGUCCUUACCUGCAGGAAUGAGAUGUCCUCAGCUCCCAGCUCUUCCUCUAUGGUUCUGAUUGUGUCUGAAAGUGAUGAUAUCUCUCUGCUCAACUCCUCAAUCUUCUUCUUCAUCAUCUGACUCUUCUGCUCCUCUUCCUCCUUCAGUGCAACUAUCCUGGCUCUCUCUUCCGCAUAUAGAAACUGAUGAAGCUUCUUAUACCCCAUCUUAAUCAGCCUCUCUGUGUGCUGGGCCUGGCUCUGGAUACAGCAGAGAGGAAUGUCAAAUAUAUCAUCAAUAAUUGAUCAUCCAUAACUCCACAGAGUUAUGGUAAAUCUUUACAAUAUAAUUAUAUCUCAGCUUCACUCUGUAUUCUUACCUUGAUGUGCUCUGCUGUUUGAUCACAGGUCAGUUUAACUUCUCUAAAGACCUUCAGUUUCUCCUGUAAGGGCUCCAGUGCAAUCUUGAGUUUCUCCUGGAAUGAAACAACAUUAUAAACAGAUGCUGUGUGUAAAAGGAGUGGAUUGGCACACAGAUCUUUAUUCACAUUUCACAAUAUGUGCAGUACAUGCUGUAAGCCAAGUAGUGUUAAAUACAUCUCCUACCUUAUGAUCCUGUGCAGCUUCAUCUAUUGGGCAGAAGUCAUGGCUUUUAUGCAUUUUUGAAGUUUGACACACAAAACAGAUGGGCUGUUUAUCCUCCAGACAGAAAAGCUUGAGUUUCUCACUGUGCUGACUGCAGAGCACCUCAUACCCUGCUGAAGCUCUCUGACUUCUAUCCUGUAAGAAGGCCUCACACAGGUUCAUUAAAACCAGGUUACAGGGGGGGAAUUCCAUUGAUGAUUUCUUUCUGCAGACUGGACAUUCCCGAGAUGUCUUCUGUUUCCAGUAUUCCUCCAGACAGGCUUUACAGAAGCUGUGGCUACAGAACAGGACCACUGGAUUCUUGAAGAUGUCACGACAUACAGCACAGGAGAAAUCAUCCUCUGAGAGAAAAGCUUUAGAUGCCAUUUCUCACUGCUUAUCUCUCUGUUAUGGCUUUUGA